AGUAUCUUAUGUCGCUCGAUUUCAAUAUUUAAAAAAUCCUCAUAUUAAAAUUACUCUCAUUAGAUACUAUACACAUCCAGAUAGUGCAUACAAAGAAAUAAAAGUAUUAGUGAAUGAAGUAUAUGUAGAUAUUAAAGCGAGAUUAGAGAAAAGUGAUA
Racocetra persica is the source of this 158-nucleotide messenger RNA. The record is from the annotation of a GenBank genome assembly. Lineage: Eukaryota; Fungi; Glomeromycota; Glomeromycetes; Diversisporales; Gigasporaceae.